AUGCCGGUCCAGAUCAGCCAACCAAGAGUCUGGCUAACUCUGCUUAUUUCGUUUUCUCCCAAACACUCUGCGACAGAGUCCCGCCCAUUCUGUAGUCAACCUUGUGGCACCGCAUCGUGGGGCGUCGAGGCUGACGACGACCGAGGGCGCCGACAACAAAAGCAUCGUCGACCUGGCGACAACGGCCAAUCCGAUGGAGGCGAUGAGUCUGGGGUUACAUUCUUCUCCCGUUCUGCCGCCUCGAGGGCACUCGGGCUCUAA
This is a messenger RNA of Protopolystoma xenopodis, 261 nucleotides long. NCBI's taxonomy places the organism in Eukaryota, Metazoa, Platyhelminthes, Monogenea, Polystomatidea, Polystomatidae. The record is from the annotation of a GenBank genome assembly.